Tinamus guttatus (white-throated tinamou) is the source of this 1002-nucleotide messenger RNA. RefSeq names its product AIF family member 2, ferroptosis suppressor (gene AIFM2). Gene Ontology annotation, cellular component: cytoplasm; mitochondrion. Gene Ontology annotation, molecular function: electron-transferring-flavoprotein dehydrogenase activity; flavin adenine dinucleotide binding. The record is from RefSeq and is a predicted model, not a curated record. Gene Ontology annotation, biological process: apoptotic mitochondrial changes; positive regulation of apoptotic process. NCBI's taxonomy places the organism in Eukaryota, Metazoa, Chordata, Aves, Tinamiformes, Tinamidae.
AUGAGGGACGCCUUCCACCAUAACGUGGGCGCCCUGCGCGCCGCUGUGCAGACUGGAUUCGCCAAGAAGACCUUCAUCUCCUACUCCGUCACCUUCGGCGACAGCUUCCGACAAGGCCAAGUUGUUGGGAUAGACCCCGAGAAGCAACAAGUCUUGCUGAGCGAUGGCGAGGAGCUUCACUACUCCCAUCUCAUUCUUGCAACGGGCAGUGACGGGCCAUUCCCUGGCAAGUUCAACAAAGUCAUUGACAUGGAAAGUGCCAUCCAGAGCUACGAGGACAUGAACAAGGAGGUCGAAAAGUCUCAGCGCAUCCUGGUCGUGGGAGGAGGUUCUGCUGGAGUGGAGAUGGCUGCAGAGAUCAAAACAGAGUACCCAGCCAAGGAGGUCACCCUCAUUCACUCGAAAAUGGCCCUCGCUGAGGUGGAGCUGCUACCCAGUGUCCGUCAGGAAGUGAAAGAGAUUCUCCUCCGAAAAGGAGUGCACCUCCUGUUAGGUGAAAGGGUCACCAACCUUGAGAAGUUCACUCCAAACUGCUUCCAGAAGGACACGGUGGUAAGGACAGAAAAAGGCACGGAGCUUACCGUUGAUAUGGUGAUCCUGUGCACAGGGAUCAAGAUCAACUCCUCAGCCUACGCCAGCGCGUUUGGGGAUAAAAUGGCAAGCGACGGUGCUUUGAGAGUUAACCAGCACCUGCAGCUGGAAGGCUACGAGAACAUCUAUGCCAUCGGGGACUGUGCGGACCUGAAGGAACCCAAGAUGGCCUACCAUGCUGGGCUCCACGCCAACAUCGUGGUGACAAACAUCGUCAACAGCCUGAAAAACAAGCGUCUCCAAGCCUACCGACCAGGGUCCCUAACGUUCCUGCUUUCCAUGGGCAAGGACGACGGCGUAGGGCAGAUCAACGGCUACCACGUGGGACGCCUCGUGGUGACCAUGGCCAAGAGCCGGGACCUCUUCGCCUACAAGAGCUGGAAGACCAUGGGGCAGCCGAUGCCCAACUAG